AUGAUAUUUGGUGUCGACAAUCUCACAAUCUCCGGCAAAGGAGUCUUUGACGGUGUCGGAACAACGUCCUGGGGUUUAAACAAAGAACGUUGUUGGAAUGCCUCACAAUGCAAUCAAUUUCCAAACAAUUUCGGCCUCUAUUCCCUUCGGCAUGCAAAUAUUAGGGACAUAACUUCGAAAGAUUCCAAAUCAUUUCACUUCAUUUUGAUUGAUAGCAUGAAUGUGACAUUUCAACAUUUAACAAUUAUUGCACCUGAAAAUAGUCCUAAUACCGAUGGCAUCCACAUUGGACAUACAAACCAAACAACCAUUAUGGAUACAACCUUUAAAACCGGCGAUGAUUGUGUCUCUAUUGGAGAUGGUUGUUGGGGAGUUAACAUCACGAGGAUCACUUGUGGACCUGGACAUGGGAUCAGUGUUGGAAGUCUGGGGAAAUAUACCUCUGAGAGACCUGUUGUCGGAGUCUAUGUGACUGACAGUAAUAUUUCUAACACGAUGAAUGGUGUCAGAAUCAAAACAUGGGCUUUCUCCCAACCAGGUGAAGCAUCUGAUCUACAUUUCGAAAACAUCCGAAUGAAAAAUGUUGGUAACCCUAUCCUCAUUGACCAACUCUAUGUCCAACUGCUCGAUGCCAAAUGA
This is a messenger RNA of Oldenlandia corymbosa var. corymbosa, 639 nucleotides long. NCBI's taxonomy places the organism in Eukaryota, Viridiplantae, Streptophyta, Magnoliopsida, Gentianales, Rubiaceae. The record is from the annotation of a GenBank genome assembly.